Messenger RNA from Suricata suricatta (meerkat), 2659 nucleotides. It is a transcript of the gene STK38L, whose product is annotated as serine/threonine kinase 38 like. NCBI's taxonomy places the organism in Eukaryota, Metazoa, Chordata, Mammalia, Carnivora, Herpestidae. Gene Ontology annotation, biological process: intracellular signal transduction; peptidyl-serine phosphorylation. The transcript has 14 exons. Bases 113 to 1534 code for a protein of 473 amino acids. Gene Ontology annotation, molecular function: ATP binding; protein serine/threonine kinase activity. The record is from RefSeq and is a predicted model, not a curated record.
GACUGUUAUAAGGAGGAAAUGCAGUCAUGCAUAGAAGGUACCCCUCUCUUGAAUUCUCUGGAGGAAAAAGGGAGAAACCAGUGAAUAAAAUAUCAUAAAAUUCCCGACAGGCAUGACCAUUCAGUUAUUUUCUGUUACUAUGGCCAUGACAGCAGGGACUACAACCUCCUUUCCUAUGAGCAACCAUACGCGGGAAAGAGUGACUGUGGCCAAGCUCACGUUGGAGAAUUUUUACAGCAAUCUAAUUUUACAGCAUGAAGAGAGAGAAACCAGGCAGAAGAAAUUAGAAGUGGCCAUGGAAGAAGAAGGAUUAGCAGAUGAAGAGAAAAAGUUACGCCGAUCACAGCAUGCCCGAAAGGAAACCGAGUUCUUACGGCUCAAGAGGACCCGACUUGGCUUGGAUGACUUUGAGUCUCUGAAAGUUAUAGGAAGAGGAGCAUUUGGAGAGGUGCGGCUGGUCCAGAAGAAAGAUACAGGCCAUAUCUAUGCAAUGAAGAUAUUGAGAAAAGCUGAUAUGCUUGAAAAAGAGCAGGUGGCCCAUAUCCGAGCAGAAAGAGAUAUUUUGGUCGAAGCAGAUGGUGCCUGGGUGGUGAAAAUGUUUUACAGUUUUCAAGAUAAGAGGAACCUUUAUCUGAUCAUGGAAUUUCUCCCCGGAGGUGACAUGAUGACAUUGCUAAUGAAAAAAGAUACCUUGACAGAAGAGGAGACACAGUUCUACAUUUCAGAGACUGUUCUGGCCAUAGAUGCAAUCCACCAGUUGGGUUUCAUCCAUCGGGAUAUUAAACCAGACAACCUUUUAUUGGAUGCCAAGGGUCAUGUGAAACUGUCUGAUUUUGGUUUAUGCACGGGAUUAAAGAAAGCUCAUAGGACUGAAUUCUACAGAAACCUUACACACAACCCGCCAAGUGACUUCUCAUUUCAGAACAUGAACUCAAAGAGAAAAGCAGAAACGUGGAAGAAGAACAGAAGACAGCUGGCAUAUUCCACAGUUGGGACGCCAGAUUACAUUGCUCCGGAAGUAUUUAUGCAGACUGGUUACAACAAAUUAUGUGACUGGUGGUCUUUGGGAGUGAUUAUGUAUGAAAUGCUAAUAGGAUAUCCACCUUUCUGCUCUGAAACUCCUCAAGAAACAUAUAGAAAAGUGAUGAACUGGAAAGAAACUUUGGUAUUUCCUCCAGAGGUUCCUAUAUCUGAGAAAGCCAAGGACUUGAUUCUUAGAUUUUGUAUUGAUUCUGAAAAUAGAAUUGGAAAUAGCGGAGUAGAAGAAAUAAAAGGUCAUCCUUUUUUUGAAGGUGUAGACUGGGGGCACAUCAGGGAAAGACCAGCUGCAAUCCCUAUAGAAAUCAAAAGCAUUGAUGAUACUUCAAAUUUUGAUGACUUCCCUGAAUCUGAUAUUUUACAACCAGUGCCAAACACCACAGAACCGGACUACAAAUCCAAAGACUGGGUUUUUCUCAAUUAUACGUAUAAAAGGUUUGAAGGGUUGACACAGCGCGGCUCUAUCCCCACCUACAUGAAAGCUGGGAAGUUAUGAACCCAGAUCACAUUCGCACACAACCAAGAGAACUCAGGUAGCUGCACCACCAGGCUUGCUUGGCGUAGAUAACACGACACCGAAAAAACUCCCGAAGACAGUGGUGCUUCUGAGCACAAGAGGAAAUUCUGCCGGAUUAGGAUUUCUGAGACUACUACAGGAAUUGGUUGGCAGUGCCAGCUGGCUUUCUUUUUUUUUUUUUAGUAUUUUAUUAUUUUUGUUAACUUUAUUAUAUGAAGGUACUGGAAUAAAAGAAAUGUACAUCCCUCUGUAACUGCACUGCCUACAUGCGUAUUAAGGUCCGUUCUGCCUGUGUGUGCUGUGGCUUUUGUACUGUAACACCUCUGAUCAAUUCAGGAGAAACAUAUCAUUUAAAGCAGCAUAGGCUAACCUGUAGGUAACACUGCAGUGUCGCUGUUCUACUGCAAAUCUUAUGGGUCUAGAUAAUCACACACACAAAAAGCCAUCUUCCAUAGUUGGUGUUAGAAUACUUGCCCCGUUGGUUUGGACCUACGUCGAAUGAAUAUAUCUGAAGACAAUUUCUGUAAAGGUUUUAACAAGUUCUAGAAAGGAAAUACACUGGUUCUGUAAAAAAUAGAGUUUAUCAUCAUGUCAUUUCACACACUCCACAAUUGGGAGUGACAGGUUUAUAAGAAGGAGGAAGUUUAACACCUUCACUCAAGCACUCCACUAAAAUAUUUACUUUGCAUUCAGAAAUACUGAUGACCUUUAUAUACGUAGUCUGUAUACUCAUAGGGAGAUGUACUGUAUUAUAUAACGUGUAAAGUUGCUUUUCUUGUGACAAAAGGACUUCUUUUUUAAUAAGAGGACAUGGCAUUAUUUUGGUUUGAUUAUGGUGAGUUGAAUUUAAGAAAUGACCAUGAAGGCUGCUUGUAGAACUGGUGUAUUUUUAUUAAACUAUUUUUUUAAAUGUCAACUUUCUGAUCAUGUAAAUGGACUUAUGGAGAACAAAGAGCUAUUUACUUUGGUUUUUUAGAAAGUUGUUAACAUAUCAUGGCCGGUUAACUUUUAUUUCUUUUGGUGAAGAUUUUUCCUUUGAUAGUACUUAUAUUGUUGUGCCAUUAUUUUCUUACACUCCAAAUGUACCAAAGAUCCUGAACAGAG